AUGUUAAAGUCGCCGCUCUUUCUUCUUCUGAUAAUAAUAAUAAUAAUAUUAUCAAUAAAAAUAAAUUCCUCCAAAUGUGAGAAAGAAAACUCGACCGACUCGGAACAAAUUUUAUCAGAGAGUCGACACGAGCAUCUGCCGGGCAGUAACGGCAAUAACAAUGCUGUCAAUGUCAAUAACAAUAAUGAUAAGAAGCCUAGCCUCAUGCAGCGGGUCGGGAGUAUGCUCAUGAUGAUCCCACUGAUGAUGCAGGUGCUAUCUCUCCCGGGAGCGAUUGCGUCAAUAAAGGCGUCCCUGCUGAAGAGCCUCUUUAUCGGGAAACUCGCGUUAAUUAUAAUGAUUUACAAUUUAAUCAUUAGUUUCCGUCCCAAGUCGGAAGUUGUUGUUGUUAAUCACCAGCCGAAGAUGCCCGAACACUAUGAUCAUUAUUACUCGCCGUACGACGGCGAUGAUUCGGGAUGGUUCGGCUGAUUUGGAAAAAUAAAAUUUAUACUUUUUUAUAACUUGGGUUUUUUUUUUUUUUAUUUUACUUACCGAAUUCUGAAUAUUAACGAGAAUUGAAUAACUUGAACGUGUUGAUGCCAACGUUGAGGACAACGCGUGGCCCACUUACGGUUAAAGCUAACGGCAUUUUGGUCCAGAUUGG
Messenger RNA from Cotesia glomerata, 646 nucleotides. RefSeq lists its product as uncharacterized. The record is from RefSeq and is a predicted model, not a curated record. The transcript has 3 exons. NCBI's taxonomy places the organism in Eukaryota, Metazoa, Arthropoda, Insecta, Hymenoptera, Braconidae. The coding region runs from base 1 to 471 and encodes 156 amino acids.